AUGGAAAGUCGCCGGCAGCACAAGAGUUCCGGUGAUAUUUUCUCUUUUCACAGUCAGGACCAAGACUCUGAGUUUGAGUUUGGUUGUGUUACACCAGACUUGCCUUCAAGCAAGAGCUCCCCAGCUGAUCACUUGUUCUGCAAUGGCAAGCUUUUACCGCAUGUGUUUCCCUGCCAAUCGGCUAGUCCUCGGACCGAUAUCACCCGAGCAAACAGCAGAACAAGCAGCAUUAGCAGCAAAGACUCAUUGGUGUCGUCCAGAAGCAAUAGCACAAGCAGUAGAAGCAGCAGCUGUAGCAGUGCAAGGACAAGCUCAAGCGAUAAUUCUGAGAGGAUGAGAGCAUGGACUACUAUGCAGGCCAAAGUUGUGGCGAAAACCGCGAUAACAAGAGACGGGUACCUUGCAAAUAGGCCUGUUUUGGCUCAACCAUAUGGGAAUUCUCAGAGAUGGCAGUUCAUCACACCAGCACCGGUCCUGAGCCGUGAGCCUUCGCGUCGGAAAAGAGCUGGAGCUGCAGUGCAAGAUGACCAGUUGAGGCAGAAGAAGGUGGCUGUGGAGAAGAGGAGGGCGAAACCCGGGAUUGGAUGGAGGUUUUUCAGGUCAUUCAUGUCAGCCUGCAGAGAAUGCCAUGCCAUGGAACCAUCAAGGAAAGAAAAUAUCAAGUCAGGGUAACAACUCAUGGAUCUGGGGUUUUCAUUUGUCAAGCAUUUUUUAUGGGGUCAUCUGCUAGCAUUUUGAUGUGUUUUUCCUGCUUUUGAAAGCAAAAACUGCUUUAAUUUUUACAUUCAAAACAAAGAAACUACUCCCAAAAUGCUAUCAGAAGAUUACAUUCAUGAUCUAUUGAUGAUUCUGUUGUGGUUUUGUCUGAUAUUUCAAGCUCUUUUAUAUAUAUAUAAAAGGACCUAAGAGCUAUAUGCUGUAAAGGGUUGUGAUUUGUAAUCAACAUGACUGUUUUUCAGCUGACAGUUAGCAGCAAAAGAUUGAGUGGUGUCUGGUUUUCUUUCAUAAAA
Molecule: messenger RNA, 1010 nt
Organism: Vitis riparia (riverbank grape)
Lineage: Eukaryota; Viridiplantae; Streptophyta; Magnoliopsida; Vitales; Vitaceae
Exons: 1
Coding region: 1-672 (223 amino acids)
Cellular component (GO): plasma membrane
Molecular function (GO): kinase inhibitor activity
Source: RefSeq, a predicted model, not a curated record